Molecule: messenger RNA, 4272 nt
Organism: Lodderomyces elongisporus
Lineage: Eukaryota; Fungi; Ascomycota; Pichiomycetes; Serinales; Debaryomycetaceae
Gene: MHP1
Product: Mhp1p
Exons: 1
Coding region: 1-4272 (1423 amino acids)
Source: RefSeq, a predicted model, not a curated record
AUGACUAUGGAUACAAGACAGACUGUAAUAGAUGGGAGAACCCCAGAUGCUGCAAAAGCGAAUACCGCUUCAAACACAUCAACUACACAAACCAACAAGCCUAAACAGUCAAAUGCUUUAGACAAGAUGAGAGACGCACUCGAGGAAGAAACAAACAUAUACACUCGAGGCGUCAAAAAUGCAGACGUCGAUUGGUUUAUGAGAGACUCCAAUAUGGACCCCAACAUAGCACUACCGACUCACCGCAAUAAUGAUAAUGAUAACAACACCACCACCACCACCACCACCAACAACAACAACAAUAACAAUUCAGCUCUUGAUUCAUCUUUAUCAAGUAAUGGACAUCCCCAAUCCCCAUCAAGAACCCACUCCUCUACUCCCUCACACCUCAACACCAGCAUUUCAAAUUCCAAUGCGUCCAAUGCCACCAAGACCAAGCCUUCAAUAUCUCCCAUACAAGAAGAGACUAUUGGUGCAUCAUCGCCGCCUCGUCAACGAACCCCAAGCUGUACAGACUCUGUAAAACUGAGAAGGAGAAGUACUGGUGGGGGCGGUAUAGGACUCUUUUCAAAACUCAAGAGUAAAUUUCACAAGGAUUCCAAUGAAGGCAUACCCACAACAAAUAGUGCAUCAAGAGUUCACAUCCAAAACAGUAACAACAACAACAGUAACAACAACAACAACAACAACAUAAAUUCAUCAGGCUUAUUCAAGGCAAAUUACGACAUGGCUAAUCCGAGUAACGAGUCUAGUACAACUUUAGCAUCUUCAUCUUCAUCCUCAUCUUCAGCUACAGCAGCAGCAGCUGCAACAACAGCCACAGCAAAUUUAGCACAAAAUCAAGGACCAGGUCACUUACACAGAUCAGUUACAAAUCCAGUAUACUCAAGUAACACCAAAGACCCCAGGUUGGAAGAAUAUAUCAAGUUUUACCAGCAAAAAGAUAUACGCAGAGCAUCAAUUGCCUCAAGAAGGUCCUCAGUGGCAUCUGGAAAAUCAGACACCACUGAAACAUUACCAAGUGCAUUGGCAAACCCAUACGAAAAUGUUACAUAUAAUCAACAUCCAACAACAAAAACAACAACAACAACAACAAAUACUACCACUAACACACUGAGCAACAACCACAACCAAUCAGAAGCAGCAACACAUUCAUCAAAAAAACCAGGUUUCUUUAAAAAAUUCAGCUCUUCAACAACCUCAACACAAGAUGCAAACUCAACAUUGCAACUGCAAACAAUACUGCCUCUGCCUCUGCUGCCGAAACCUGCACCAGCUAUCCCAACUGUUGAAGGAGUAGACUUGAACCCCAGCUUUAAAGGUUUAAAACCGUUGAAAAGAGUUGCAUUCCACUCCUCAACUUUCCUUAUUGAUCCACCACAACAGAUCCCAUCAAGAAACCCAAGAAAAGGUAAUGUCGAAGUACUUCCUGGCGGAGUGGUCCACAUCAACCCAUUAACCGAGGAAGACAAAAUUGCUAUUGAGAAAUCGCAACUCGGACUCGGUGGUGGUAUUGUUGUUGGCGGUAGUGGAGCAUUAGGGUACAUCAAGAAAGAUGCACCACCACCACAAUCACAAUCUAGUUCUGGAAGUGGCGAUGAAGACGAAACGGAAAACAUUGAAAGCUCAAACUCCUCCAAAUCUAGCGAUGAGAAUGAGAACGAGAACGAGAACGGGAGCGACAACAAAACUGAACCCGAGGCAGAACCAGCAGUAAGUGCUCGUGCAAAGGGUGUAGCAAUCGAUAAGCCCAUGAUCCGCCAUCAUCCGGUAAACUACACUGCACCGGUGGAAAAGAUGGCUCUUGACAAGAUGUACUCCCGUUGUUGCCACUUGCGCGAAAUUUUACCUAUCCCUGCAAUCCUAAAGCAAAUCCCACCGGGAUCAUUAGCCCCAUUACCAGUACUACAGCUCCGUAAUCCAACACCGACAAUGAUUGAAAUCCAGACGUUUGCCGAUUUUCUAAGGAUUGCACCGAUCAUUUGUGUUUCAUUAGACGGUGUAAGCCUAUCAGUGGAGCAGUUUAAAAUUAUCCUCUCGGCAAUGAGUGCGAAAAAGCAAUUGGAAAAAUUGAGUUUGAGAAAUACUCCAAUCAGUGAAGAAGGAUGGUCCUUACUUUGUUGGUUUUUAUCAAGAAACACAGUGCUCAACAAGCUUGAUGUGACACAGUGUCCUGCACUAUCGGUGAAUAUCUUGAAAAAGAAAAAGAAAAGAGCUAAUAGCGGGACAACUGGUGCAGGAGCUUCAGCAGCAACAUCAACAUCAACAUCAACAUCAAAAUCAACGGCAACGAAAAAGAAGCCGGAGGAGGAGUUGGUUCGUAUGACAUGUAAUAAAGAGAAUAGAUCAGACGUUGACUGGUCAUUGUUUGUUGCUACUCUUGUUGCACGUGGCGGUAUUGAUGAGUUGAUCUUGACUGGAUGUUGCAUCACGGAUGUCGAUGUUUUCCGAAAUUUGAUGGAAUUGGCUGUGCUGAAAAGAACAACGAGGUUGGGUCUCGCAUUCAAUAACCUCUCACCAAAACAUUUGAAAAUAGUUGUGGAUACCUGGCUAUUCAGAGACUUUGCACGUGGUUUGGAUCUCGGCUAUAAUGACUUCUCCAACGUGCACAUGCUCAAGAUCUUUCUCGAUUUUAUUGAACAAAAAGAUUUUGAGCAAAAAAUCCUUUCAAAAGCCACACUUUCGUUUUUAAGUUUAAACUCAACAAACUCGGUCUUCAAUGAUACAUUCAAAGAAGUGUUUGAAAAAGUAUUGCUUAGAUUACCAAAUUUGAAGUACCUUGAUUUUUCAAAUAAUCAAAGGUUAUUCAACACCUUUAACAAAGUCGAUAGAGCAACCAAUCAUGAACUGAUCACAUCAUAUUCCGACGCCAUAACACAUGGCUCCGACGAAAAUCAAACAGUGCAAUAUUUCACCUCGAAACUACCAUUAUUCCCAAAAUUGAUUCGAUUGCACUUGGAAAAUGAGAAUUUUAGCCAACAGUCAAUUCAGCAAAUCGCCAAGGUGAUUCCUUUUUGUAAAAACUUGGGCUAUUUCUCACUCCUUGGAAAUCAUGUUGACCUCACAUCUGCCUCGACAUUGGUUAAUGCCGUAAAGAACUCGAAAACCAUCAUUAAUCUUGAAUGCAACACUGAUAGCUUCCCCGAACUUUUUAAAGAAAGGAUUGGGUUGUAUACAAUGAGGAACAUGGAGAGGCUCUUGUAUGCAUCACAGCCAGAGUUGAAGAGCAAGACAGACGGUUCCACCCCUCCUCGAACUCCGGCAUCUCCUUCUUUAACAUCACCACCAACAUCCUCGUCCGGCGCAAACUUGAAAGAAAUGACAGAGACAAAGUCUUUGACUGAGCAAUUGAAUGAUAUAUUGUUAUUGAAGGCAAGGCAAAAAUUAGAUUUGCAAUCACCAGAGGUGCAACAAUUUUUAAGUAAAGCACAAGCCAUUAGAGGUGAGUUAAAAGAGUCGAUCAAUGGAUUGCUUAGCUUGCAAUUAAAAAACGAGUUAGAUGUGGAUGGAAAAGAGACGUUGAUUAGAUUUAUCUUUAUUGAUUCUAGUAUUGAAAAAGGUUUACAGUUGAUUGACCCAAGUUUGGUUGGAAACAAGUCGAUGGAGGCAAACAUGUACUUGGUGAAAAAUGGCGAAGGUCAGGUUAAAACCAGAUCUAAUGACUUUGAGUCUGGUGCAUCCCGAGACAAGUAUGUAUCCAAUACAGGAGAUGGGGACGCUGAUACAACUAGUUAUGGUCAAUUGAGUCCCCCAAGUGCAUCCAAUGUGCCAAUAAGCAAGAGUCCGCUUGCAUCCAAAUCGAAUUCAAGAACCAACUUGGCUGCGUUAAACAGAGAAGAAGGUUCUGUGCUUAAAUUGUCUAAAUUAAAAGACUACCAUAGACCAAGCACUGAAACUGAAGUUCUGGGAGAAGACUUGAGAAAGAAACUCAUGAGCAUUGAACUUUCAGAUUUGGAUAAAGUUAUAGAGUAUUUAUCGGAUUUGAAAAAGAAAGGAAUUUCAUUGGAGAAAGCAUUUCAACGUCAUGUGGGAGAAAAUAAUGUUUCAACACACGAUGAGCGUGAUAUACUUGAUAUUGAGGGUAUUCGACAAAGGUUGCAGAGUUUGAAAGCAAAAGCUUUGAGCGAGGGACAAACCCCAGAGGCUGGGUCGGUGAAGGAUACUAAAACCAAAGAAAAUAAAGGUGAUGAUCCCAACACACAUUUAUCUGAAGGGGGAAGAACAGAUCUUAGCGACACUUAUGAUCAAGUUUUGAAUAGUCUAACAAAUUAG